AUGCCCGUAUCUGUUAUUGUUAUUGAUAUCAUGCUAAUUGAAUUGCUUUACUUCGCGGAUCGUUACGGUUGCUGGUCAUUUCUGAUUGAGAUUCUGAACGUGAUUCUUCGAAUGCCAUAUGACUUAAUGAUACUACGCGAUCUCUAUGAAGUGUCACGAAGUAUUGCAAAUGAUGAAUUCAACAAUAAAAUCGAUUUACUGAGUGCCUAUUUAUUGCCGUUGAUGAUAACGUGUGGAUUUACGGAGCAGUUAACACCAGAUGAAUUGAUACGUUUAGAGUAUCAGUAUACCUUUAAUAUUAAGCACGAGCAAAAUUCGCACUCAAAAGAUGUUGACUGUAAGCGACAUGAAUUAGCGUUGAAGUUGUUCCAAGAAGUGAGCAGUAAAUUAUUUUCGAACGCUGAAACAAACGAAUCGGAAUAUUAC
Anisakis simplex (herring worm) is the source of this 426-nucleotide messenger RNA. The record is from the annotation of a GenBank genome assembly. Lineage: Eukaryota; Metazoa; Nematoda; Chromadorea; Rhabditida; Anisakidae.